Molecule: messenger RNA, 995 nt
Organism: Diceros bicornis minor
Lineage: Eukaryota; Metazoa; Chordata; Mammalia; Perissodactyla; Rhinocerotidae
Product: coiled-coil domain-containing protein 116-like
Exons: 2
Coding region: 1-906 (301 amino acids)
Cellular component (GO): centrosome
Source: RefSeq, a predicted model, not a curated record
AUGACGGGGGGGGUCCCAGGGCAGCAGGAGUGGCAUGACGUGUCUGCCUUUCCCUCCCCGGCUGCUGCACAGAGCCCCGAUCACAAGUUCUUGAAGAAGAAGCCGCUGCCCUCCAUCUCGUCCAAGUCCACCGUGUCCCACCUCUCCAGCCCCUGGUACGAGGAGCUCGUCACCUACUUGAUGGAACAGUCUGUCUCCUUGCUCAUCUACAAGUACAAGUUUGAGAAGAACCUUACCAAGCAGCUGGGCUUCAUCUCCUUCCCUGUCACCGAGGCACUCAUGGAUCUCUUCCUGGGCUUCAAGAAGGUGAAGGGCUCCCGCAUCCGCCUGUCUUCGAAGAUUGACUGGACCUGCCUGCUGCGCAAGCUGGAGGAGGCGGAAUGGGCCCAGCCAGUGUCCUGGCAGACCCAGCGAGACGCCUCCCACCGUGGCGCCUCCCAGUGCAGCACCAAGUCCCCCUCCAUGCUGCCCAAGCCAGCCGCUAACAUGGGCCAGGACGAGGCCACGGAGCCCGGCCUUGAUGCUGAGUUGGCGGGCCUCCAGUGGCUCACUCCUCAGGGGGAUACUACAGCUGAGGAGCAGGAGCCCACGAGCCCGCCGGGGCCCAAGCUCUCCACGUCCUCCAGCACUGGCCUGGGAUCCAAGAAUUCUGAGCAGGCAGAGGACACGGAGGACAGCCGGAGCAGUGAGGACGGUGAUGUGGAUGAUGACGAUGACUUCUUUGGGGACCAGGGUAAGCCCCAGAGCCACCCCAAGCCUCAAGUGGAGGUCAAGGUCAGCCAUUUCACAGACGUGGGCCACGGUGACCCCCCCGUGAAGCCCCCAGUAAGCUGCACUGAGCACUCAAUUCCCUGCUCCUCCUCCUGCUCCUCUGAACACUGCCCACCCAGCCAGCCCCUGCCCUGAGCAAAGGUCAGAACAGGUUGAAUGCCCCCAGGAGCUCUGCUGUGCCUCUCAGGGGAGCCAAUGGGGGAAAUAAAGCUUGUGUUGAUGGA